AAGAAAUGUAAUCAACAACAAUUUUUGCUUUCAGUCAAUUUUUAGUUGCGUUCUGUUUUCUAAUAAAAAUAAAGAAUAUCUAAAAAGUAAUUUAUAAAUAAUUUAAAUUUUUAUUUUUACAGUUUUUAGUUGUGCACACAUAUUGCCGAACCAACAAAACAUGAAUCAACAAGGAAUUACUAAAAAGAUACCAAUUCCCAAAGAUUCCAUCAGAGUCGAUAAUUUAAAUGAGGUUCUUAAUGACUUCGCCGAGUUGUCGAAAAUAUCACAAAAAUUGAAAGUAAAAUACACAAAUUUAGAAGAAGAGCUUCGGGACCACCUUAAUAUAAUAUCGAUAUUAGAGAACGAUAAAGCAACAUUUGAAAGUCAAUUAAAAGUAACCCAAAAAAAAUUAAAUGAUACUAAAUUAAAUAAUAAUCGUCUUUUGGAAGAAAACUCAAAAAUACCGAUAUUAAAUGAAAAAAUUACAAACUUAGAAUGUCAAUUGAAAGAUAUCUCAAGAACCUUCAAGAAAAUACCACUAAAUAUACCAAUCAGUUAAAAGCGGCUAAUGCAGAAAAAGCUGCAUUAAAUGAUAAACUAAAACAGAUAUCUACAGAGCUAAAUUCAAAAAAUUUAGCUUGUGCUAAAUUAUCUGAAGAAAAUUCGAAAAUUUCGAACUUAAAUGCAGAGAUUUCAAAACUAAAAAACAAUUUCAUCAAACAUCUUUGGAAAAUGAGUUACUUAAAGAAAAAUACGAAAAACUUACAG
This is a messenger RNA of Lucilia sericata (common green bottle fly), 750 nucleotides long. RefSeq lists its product as uncharacterized. The coding region runs from base 161 to 541 and encodes 126 amino acids. Lineage: Eukaryota; Metazoa; Arthropoda; Insecta; Diptera; Calliphoridae. The transcript is spliced from 3 exons. The record is from RefSeq and is a predicted model, not a curated record.